AUGGGUCAUUGCCCAUGUUUUGGGUUUAGAAAGAAGGCCAAUAGAGGAGAGAAGCUCAAGUUUCAACAAGAGGAACAUAGCAAAGUUAUCGAGAAGAAACUCCAUUCUCCACACAAUGUUUCUGCUGAAAAACCUUCAGGACUAUUAACACCUGAGGCAACUUUUGCAACAAAGGAGAUUGACCAUUCUAAUAACAAGGCUCAUAUAUUUACCUUCCGAGAGCUUGCAACAGCAACAAAAAAUUUUAGGGAUGAAACAUUUAUUGGGCAAGGUGGAUUUGGAACUGUUUACAAAGGAAAGCUAGGUAAACUAAAUCAGGUUGUAGCUGUAAAACGACUUGAUACAAGUGGUGCCCAAGGGGAGAAAGAAUUCUUAGUGGAGGUUCUGAUGUUGUCUCUUUUACGUCAUCCAAACCUUGUUAAUUUGAUUGGUUACUGUGCUGAAGGUGAUCAACGUCUUCUUGUCUACGAUUACAUGCCUAUGGGAUCCUUAGAAUCUCGUCUCCAUGAUCUGCCACAUGAUAAAGAAGCUCUUGAUUGGAAUACAAGAAUGAAGAUAGCAACAGGGGCAGCAAAAGGAAUAAAUUAUCUACACAAUGAAGCAAAACCAUCGGUUAUAUACAGGGAUCUAAAAUCAUCAAACAUACUUUUAGACAAGGGGUUUGUUCCAAAACUUUCUGAUUUUGGGCUUGCAAAAUUUGGGCCAACCGGAGACCAAUCAUAUGUUGACACGAGGGUGAUGGGAACACAUGGUUAUUGUGCCCCUGAAUAUGCCACAAGUGGGAAAUUAACCAGGAGAUCUGACAUAUAUAGUUUUGGGGUUUUGUUGUUAGAGCUUAUAACUGGACGCAGAGCUUAUGAUGAGAAUCGUGGCCAUGACAAGCAUCUUGUUGAUUGGAGAAGAGCCACGUCAACGGCCGGACGCGGCGGACAUAGUGAUCGCUCUCGAUUUCUUGUCUUCCAAGCAAUACGUUCAGAGAGUACCUAUCGAUUUUGAUGAGAAAGACAAAUAUACCAAUGACUCUCCAAAAGCAAUAAUGACAGUUUUGACUAAAGAUGUUCAAAGAGAGGAAGCUGUUGCAGAAGCCAAACU
Molecule: messenger RNA, 1092 nt
Organism: Arachis duranensis
Lineage: Eukaryota; Viridiplantae; Streptophyta; Magnoliopsida; Fabales; Fabaceae
Product: serine/threonine-protein kinase PBS1-like
Exons: 5
Coding region: 1-996 (331 amino acids)
Biological process (GO): protein phosphorylation
Molecular function (GO): ATP binding; protein kinase activity
Source: RefSeq, a predicted model, not a curated record